CGGCGCCCGGCGGGGCUCGGCGCGGCGCGGGGAGCGGUCGGAGCGCAGCGGAGCGGCCGCGAUGGGCGCCCCGGGCACGGCGGCGGAGCGGCGGCGGCGGCGGCGGCGGGGGCAGCGCUGCGCGCUGUGCGCGCUGUGCUCGCUGGCCCUGCUGCUGGCCGGCUGCGCGGCCGGGCGCGGCGGUUACGAGGCCCUGAGCUAUUCUGUGGAAAGUGGUGACAAGUGGAGCGGGCGACAGCUCCUGCAGGCGCGCGAGCAGAACGCGAGUGACCUUCCAGAGGAUGGGGGGCAGCUCUACAUCAGAAACUGCACUGAACCAGCUCUCCAUGAAUUCCCCAAUGACAUCUUCACGAACGAGGACAGGAGACAUGGAGCAGUUGUCCUGCACGUCCUCUGUGCUGUGUACAUGUUCUACGCGCUGGCAAUCGUCUGCGAUGACUUCUUCGUCCCUUCACUGGAAAAGAUCUGUGAACGCUUGCAUCUCAGUGAAGAUGUGGCUGGGGCAACUUUCAUGGCAGCAGGAAGCUCUGCUCCUGAGCUGUUCACAUCUGUCAUAGGUGUUUUUAUCACAAAAGGAGACGUAGGCGUUGGAACCAUCGUGGGCUCGGCUGUAUUCAACAUCCUCUGUAUUAUUGGUGUGUGUGGGCUUUUUGCAGGACAGGUUGUUGCGCUGUCGUCGUGGAGUCUCUUGAGGGAUUCGAUCUACUACACACUGUCUGUUGUUGCUCUCAUCGUGUUUAUUUAUGAUGAAAGAGUUUCCUGGUGGGAGUCCUUAGUCUUAGUGCUGAUGUAUGUCAUCUACAUCUUCAUAAUGAAGUACAACUCAACCAUACAUCACUUCUUUGAGAGGAAGACAAAAAACUCUGCAAAUAUGGUGAAUGGUUUAGCAAGUAACACAGAGAUGGACGACAACAGCAACUGUGAUGCCACAGUGGUGUUACUAAAGAAAGGUAACUGUUCCAGAAAUUUCCACCGUAAAGCCUCAGUGAUCAUGGUUGAUGAGCUGCUCUCUGCCUACCCACACCAGCUUUCAUUUUCCGAGGCUGGGCUCCGGAUCAUGAUAACCAGCCAUUUCCCUCCCAAAACACGUCUCUCCAUGGCCAGCCGCAUGUUAAUCAAUGAGAGACAGAGGCUGAUCAACAGCAGGACUUACACCAACGGCGAGUCAGAAGUAGCAAUCAAAAUACCCAUCAAGCACGUGGUGGAGAACGGAACAGGCCCCAGCAACUCUGCUGAGCGUGGCGUGAACGGCACGCGGCGCGACGAGGACGUGGCCGAGGCCAGGAACGAGAACGAGAACGAGGACAACGAGAACAACGAGAACGACGAGGAAGAAGAUGACGAUGACGACGACGACGAUGAUCAUGAAGGGCCGUACACGCCUUUUGACCUCCCCACUGGCAAGAUAGAAAUGUUGAAGUGGGUCUUCACAUGGCCCUUGAGUUUUGUCCUGUACUUCACAGUGCCCAACUGUAACAAACCCCACUUGGAAAAAUGGUUCAUGGUCACCUUUGCUUCUUCUACCCUGUGGAUUGCAGCUUUUUCUUACAUGAUGGUGUGGAUGGUGACAAUCAUUGGGUACACACUGGGAAUUCCAGACGUGAUCAUGGGCAUCACUUUCUUGGCAGCAGGAACCAGCGUGCCAGACUGCAUGGCCAGCCUUAUCGUGGCCAGGCAAGGUAUGGGGGAUAUGGCCGUGUCCAACUCCAUCGGAAGCAAUGUUUUUGAUAUUUUAAUUGGCCUGGGCCUUCCCUGGGCUUUGCAGACCCUAGCAGUGAAUUAUGGAUCAUACAUUCGGUUAAACAGCAGAGGACUUAUAUAUUCUGUUGGUCUCCUGCUGGCAUCAGUUUUUGUCACAGUUUUUGGUGUCCACAUGAACAAAUGGAAACUGGAUAAGAAGCUAGGGUGUGUGUGCCUUUCCCUUUACGGCAUCUUCCUGUGUUUCUCCAUCAUGACAGAAUUCAAUGUUUUCACUUUUGUGAACUUGCCAAUGUGCAGAGAUCACUAACCCAGGUGGCAGACUGUCGGGAGGAGCUUCCUUUUUACCUGUGCAAUACAAGCCACGGCUGGCAUUUCCUGGAUGCAGUGCACCUCCAAGUCGUGACCUAGAUCCUGUCACUGUUCAUAGGACCCGUGGUCCCGUCUAGGUUUGCCCUCUCCCUGGCCCUCACAACCUGGAACAAUCCUUCAUCGAUGUGAAGAGCUUUUUUUCAACAUCCAUGUGAUUUCCUUGCUCAGUUUUUGAACAGUGUGACUGAGACUCAAGAUGAACUGGCUGCUAACUGGCGUUAAGCCAGUCAAAACUGGUCUGCUACAAUUCCUUCUUUUUUUAAGUUAUUUGAUGGAAGACUAAUUAAUUUAUGACUUAAGACUAUUGCUACAAUGCAGGAGAGGGUACGUCAUAUGGAGGCUGACUUUCAAGGAGAAUCAUUGGGAAUUUUUUUUUGGUUGUGGGGAGUGUUUUUUGUUUGUUUUUAGCUUUUAGUUUCGGGUUUGCAGGUUUUUUUUGUUUGUUUGGGGGUGGGGGUGUUGCUUUUGUUCUUUUUUUUUUUACUUGCCAGAGAUCAAAGUCCUCUCUUGCAUCUUCUCCUGAGUGCUGGGUUUCCUGUAACAAUCCAAAGGCCACAGGGCAGUGUAAAAUGGAAAUGCAAUUCAAGGUACUCAGCAUAAGAAUGGACAAAAGAAGAUUGUCAAGGAAAAAACUGAUUGACUUUUUACUAUAAAUAGUUAACCUUGUACAAGUUUGUUAAAGAAUGCAAGCUAAAUGUGGAUUCAAAGGGUAAACACUGCUACCAUUUUACUAUGAAUGUUGGAGUUUUAUUACUAGGGUGUUUGUUAUUUCCAAGCAAUAGUUUGAUCGCCAGCCCAGAAGGGCUACCAAGCAGGUGUCCUGGUUUUUAAUGGUCUGCACAUGGAAAUGGAAGGUCAGAACUUUCUCUGCUUCAUCAGAUUUCUUGUUUUGGGGGGAUUCAAUAGUUUGUGUCUUAUUCGUUCUGCGAAGGACAUAAGUACAUGUGAAAACUUUUCUAAAUGAGUUACAGACACUGGUUUCUUUAAGAGGAAAGAGGCAUAUUUUGCACAGAUAUAGUUACUGAAGUCAUAAUUUGCCAUUCUUUAAAGAAUACACUGGACCUGGCCAGAUAUUUUUUCGUCUUAAGCAGUUGAACUUAUCUGAUAACAGAUCAUGUGGAUUCAUCACCUCUCCUUUUGGGAGGGAGGAGGACACAGACACAGAUGGCACAUUUUAAAACGUGGAAUAUCUUCAAUGCAGACUCGCUCACAGAUCUUAAGUUAUUGUGAAAGUUUAGCUAUUCAUUGUUCCAGUAUCCCUGCUAGAUUUUGUAUAAUUCUGUAUUAAUAUGCAGGCAGAUUCCACCCCUGAUAAACACCAUCACUGCUUCAUUUGUAUGUAUUGAUACUGUGCGUUCUCGCCACUGCGGCUCUUGUAUUUACUUUAAGCACUGAUCACUUCUGAUCCUCUUGUAUAUGUUCUGCUAUGAAAUGUAUUAAGAGACUACCAGCUAGGUGAAUGUUUUUGUCUAUGGUACAAACAGUGGCAUAUAAUAGUAAAGGUACAGCAAACCCUACAUAACAGAAAGAAAGGAAAAAACCCGAAACACCGAACCCUAAACUAUAGCAGAAAAAGAAAAGCGCUCCAGUUUAAAAGAAAAAAGAAGAGAGCCACGUUGUGUUCACAGAUGAAAAGCCAAUUUUUUUUUCACUUGCACUUUUGAAAUCUAUUUUUUUCAGUCUGAUUUCCUUUGAGCAAAAUGUUGUAAAUGAAAAUAUUUACACCCUGUGGUUUCCCUUCAGCUCAGCAGCUGGUUUUCUUUGUUUGUUACACCAAACACGCGGAGGCACUGGCAGCUCUUGCGCUGUGCGUGGCAGCGAAGUCCUGUGGAAAAAGCCACAUCCCACUGGCCUCGCUCGGGGAGCUACGUGUGCAGGUGGAUCCCUGGCAAGAAGAAGAAGGGGUCCAGGGACAGAGAGCAAAGGGAGUGGAUGACAUGCCUGCAUCUCCAGUUUUCAUCCUGGAAAGCAAUUGUGUUGCUGCUUGUUGAGGUCUGCAGCUGAGGUUUGAGCAGCCUUCUCACACCUGUGCCCGUGGAACAUCCUCUUGUGUUAGGAAGCCCACUGUACCUUCCUGUUGUUGGGUUUUUGUUUCUUUUGUUGUUGUUGUUAAUGAGAUGAAUAAUAAUAAUAGCAACCGUUAAAAUGCCUAAAAUACUUCUGUAAGUCAAAUGAUGUUUGCAGCGAUGUGGCACGGGUCAUUAAAGCCACCCCACAAACACGCAGCUUCACUUCCUAGCGAGAUGCAGUUGCUCCUAAGCAGAGUGUGUCCUUGCUGAUAAGGGGAAGGAAAAAAAAAAGAAGUUUCAUAUCAGGGCCUAUUAUUUCUUCUAUUUUGAAUAUUUAUACUGCUGCUCCAAUGGAGCCAGUUGGAUCUAUUUCUGCGAAAUAGCCAUUACCUAUCCCGUGGCACAAAAACUACACACGUAUUUCUUAGGAACUUUUCCUACUGGUGUGCGUUAAAUACUGUAGUAAUUGUAGUUUUGUGUUGUGUGUAAAACCUGAAAUACCUUGCUUUGAUACUUGUGUGUGUUUCUAGAAUGUUCUGCAAGCAGCUUGUUCUAAACAGAAGCAAAAGGUACCUUGAACUGCUGUUACCUGUGCCGUAGAUGGCUCGAUAAGCACGUCCUAAAGCGAUGCUUUCUGCCAGGUGUGCUGAUGAUUUCCAACGAAAUCAUCAGGUCCAGGCCUGGCUUGGGACAGAGCAGACCGACUGUGCCAGGAGAGAGCAUGCCUCUCAUUCUUGUUAGCACAGUCACAGCCUAUGUAGAACAGCAAAAAAGCAGCAAUUUUUGGCAUCCUUCCUGUAUGCUGUCUCCAAAAGUGGCACGGGCAGUUCUAUUCCGAUGCAGGGCAUACUCAGAGCUUUACUGGGCCUUGCAGAGGACUGUCUCUCAGGAGUUGUCCUAGGGAGGUUGUCCCCUGCCAAGGUCAGACUGGAGGACAGCCAGUGCCUGGCUUCAGUGUCCCCGUGGGAGGCUCUGCUUUGCCCAUGGAUGCAUGAGCUGUGAGCUGUCACCAGAGGCAGGGCCUCAGGAGCUGGCCAGGCUGGCACAGCCACUGUGCUUGGAAAGGGGGAGCUGAGGGGCUCUGGGCUCAGGGUUGGGGGGCUGCAGGGAGCCACCAGGGAAGCUGAGUUCUGUUGGGUAUUUUUAGCAUGAUUGUGAUUCAGUUUUCAUCUUCUGAAAGCAAGGGUCACCUUCGCGUCCGAGGCUGCUCUGGUUCUUGGACCAGUCAAAUGUUUUUGUUUCCAUUCCUAGCAAUUUCAGAUGAUCUUCAGUGAGUAUUUCAAAGGGAGAUUAAAGAGCCUUUUUCUCCGUGGAGAGGCUUCACUGCAGUUCUUACUUUGACUUAAAUAUGUGACCCUUGGCUGGCUUCAGAUCUGCUUGACAUGGAUGGCCUUCCUUUGACAGUGGUUCAAAGGCAGAAUGACAGGAGAGGGUAUGAUAAGAGAUGGUCUUAAACAUGCUGGGAAAACUGCUUUUGUCCCUACCAAAGGUGAACUUUUUACCUGCCUUUUUUCCCCUUUUUUUUAAAUUUAUUUUUGUUUUUCAUGUGCUGUGCUUUUUAAUAGACUUUUUCUGUGAUAGGAACACCAAUAUGAAAUGUGUGCAUGGGAGAUUUUCACUUGGACAAUUUGUUGGUUUUGCUGUGAUGCCACUUGCAUGCUUAGUUUCCAGAUCUCUGUCCUCAGCUGUGUCACUGAAAUCAAUUGAUUAGCUUUGGAUUUGUGAUGGUGGUGCUUGUGGAGAACGAGGUGCAGGACUGGGUUUUUUUCUUGACAAAACAAAUCAGGUAGAACAGCAGUUAUAUUUUAGAAAAAACAACAUUCAAGGCAGGUGGAGUAACCUGAAGGUAACUUUUAAUACCCUGCUGCCAGAACAGGGAUUUUUAUGUCUUUUUCAAUUGAUACUUGUGAGAUAAAAUGUACAUUAAGUAUUGUUGAAUAACUUUUUAGAAAACCAUAGCUUUCUGCUGACUGACAAAUAUUUCUUAUAUUAAGAUUUUUUGGAAGCCCUAAACCUUUCAAUUAAAGUUCACAGAGAUGCAAUAGUGCGAGGUUUGUCACUUUCAAAGUUACACCGCUGGAGCUUUAAACUUGUUUAAAAAUAUAUUUUAAAAAUCAAUCUCAGUGGACCAUGCUUACCUGAAUUUAAUUCUGCCUUGUACUUUCAAAGUUUCGCUUGAUCAGCAGCCACUGCAAGUUAGUCUAAAAGAGUCUUACAUCCUGGUAAGAAUGUUCCUUUUAGAUUGGUACAACUUUAACUGAAUCAGUUUAAAGCCAUGGUUUUAAGGAAAGCAGUGGAAGUUUGAAUAUUUGAAAGACCUCAGCCACUUCAGAUUUAAGGAGCUGCAGAGUCUGAGUGUGCUGAAUGGAUGUACCGAGCAGUAUGCAAGGCUGAGUUUCAGGAAGAGACUUUUCAGUAUUCAGGGACUUGAGUGAAAUCUGACCUUUGUGAAAUCAGGGGCAGAACCCCCGUGACUGUUGUGGGGUCAGUGAUGUGUUUGUAGCAGUGAGUCCUGGAAAGGAUCGGGACACUGCGUUUUUUUGGGUGAGUGGCCUUUUAUUUUCUUACCUGAAUAGAUAAAUUACUAUUAAUUAAUAAAACCAAGCACCUUUAAGGGAAUUUACAUGAAUACUCUGUUACCACUUAGUGGCCUCAAAUCCGAAGCACAGUUCCAAAAAGCAUCUACUUCUGCCCAAACUGCUUGCACUUGUCUGGCUGAAUCUGCAGAAUCAAGCUCUGGUGAGGACUUGAUCCCUGCCUUUGGGAGAAGUUAACUUUAUUCUGGGAAAGCAAUAGGGUAAGAAAAUGCAGUCUGUUUUGUUGUAUCCUGGGGAUGUAAAUUGGCUAGGAAAUCGAUUAUUUGCUGGCCUGAAACAGUCUGACAUCUAGGCCAAGUUAUCCAAGUUUGGGUAGAAGCACCUAAUUUCAGGAAGGCGUCAAAAAAAAGCAGAUUAUUUUAAGCAACAUAUUUUUAAAUGUAUUUAUGUAGCAAAAAUUACUUUAUUGUGGUAUUUUUUAGAUCGGUUUCUGUUUUUCUAAUAGACUUGCAGAACAAAUUUGAAACCCCCCACACCAGAACAACCUGACAGAAAUCUUGUCAGUGUAAUCUGUCUCUGCCAGGUAAGAUUUGAAUGGUGCUAAAAGUCAACGUGAUAAUUUUACAGCAGCAAUUCAAUGUAACAUUUUUACUGCCAGCUGAGGAAAACCACACCACUGCAUGCCUGACCCUGUGAGGAGCAUGGUCACAGAUCUGCUUCAGUGCUGAGCAUUUGCCACUGAGGUUUUCCAUUGGCAUGCCUGACAAGCCAAGUGAGACCUUGGUUCCCGGAGGAGCAAUGCCUGCUGCUGAGCAUUUUGUCCUGUCAGGAGAGGAGAGGGCUGCAGGGGCACAGCCCCCUUGGCUACUCGUUACAGCUGGCAGCCUGGCAUUACUCUUGCUGCUUUUUCAGAGCGGGGGCAUAUGUUUUCCUGAGGACCAAGUCUUUGCUUAGCUCUGGUCAGGGUUGCUUUUGGCUGAUAAAUGCUGGAGCAGGGGAGGGAACAAGGGCUCCGUUCACUUUAUGUGUGUAGAGGAGGAUGUUGAGUGGCAGAUGCUGUGUCACAGGAGGACUUUGGAUGGAGCCUGUAUAAAUAUUGGGAUGUUCUAUGAAAUCUCUCCCAGGGGCAGACAUCCCUGUACACCCAGCAGCCACCCACUUUGCUUCCUUAUUUUAUCUUGCCAGGAUUCAGAAUUUUGCUUCCACUUUUUCGUAAGCUGUAUCCCUCUGGUUUGAAGCUGGCCCAUGUGCUACUUUCUGUAACACAGAAUUAAUGACUGGGCAAGCACAAGUAGUGUACAGGUUCUGAUCCAGUAAGCUGAUGGGAAAAAAUGCAAGGAGAUCCUUGCUUGGCACACCAGCCUCCAAGCACCUGACUGCAAACAGCACAAACUGCCUGCCUGGAAAGUGCCUGGAAAGUGCCACUGGGAUAUCAGGCACUGCACAGGACAUGGGAACACUUCUCAUGUGUUUUCAGAGACUCCCUCAAGGGAAUUUUGCACCCUGUACAAAGACAUGCAUUAUACAAUAAAUAUAAUUGAUCUAGUUAAGGGAUUCUAGAUCUGACCUGGGCCUUUUACACUUUGUGAAACCAGAUUAUACUAUGGGAGUUUUACUGAGGGACUUGGUCACAAGUUUAUAUAAUUCACUGCCAGGUUCUUGGUGUUUUUUUAAAAUGUAUGAACAUAGGUUUGUAUUCAAGCAAAAUACAAUAUUUAUACAUAUAUAUACACUUUACCUAGUAAAGUAUAUGUGUUAACUGUUGUUAAAUUGAAGCCCUGUGGUAACCAGCUGUUUCUGCAUAGGAAUAAAUUCUUACCAUGGCAAGUGCUAAGAUGUUAUAGGUGUAUGAGUAUUUAAGACAAUCUUACACAUGCCUAUUUAUAAACUCAAGCAAAGUUUUUAUUUGUUUUAGCAAGGUAUUGUGAGUGGUGCAUGGCAGCUGCCAUGCAUCUGUGUAAUACAUCUGUGUACAUUGAGUAAUAUUUCUGAUUAUUGUUAGUCAUUUGAAAUUCCAGUUCUAUUGCUAAAUAUAAAGUCAGCUUCAGAGAAAAAAAAAAAGAGCAUCUGUGAGACAUUGAGGAGGUCAGAAAGUUCUGCACUGCAGUAUUUGUGCAUUUUAUUUAUUUAUUUUUGAAACACAGAGUGCUGAGCCCCUGGUUCAAGAAAACAUUUCCCCAUGCUGGCAGAAGAUUUAGGAACCUAAUUUUGGUCCCCUCCUAAAGCUAAUGCCAGGUUUCCCUGGGUCAGGGGCCAAGCAGACUAAGCUAUUUAGAGCGUUGUUCUGUCCUUUUAAGCGGCCACAAAAAGGGGUGAGACCUUCUCAAAUGGUUCUUGUAACUUUUGUUAGUAGAGAAGCUGAGAAAUGCUGAGAGAUCCAAAGAUGCUUCUGCAGGUGAUCUGUAUGUAAAUAGUAAGUACUCCUUGCACUUUUAAUACUUGUAAUAUCACUGUCACGAGGUACCAUUUGCAAUAACCAAAAUUCACAUUUCAUAAGUUACCCACAAGUAGACUUUUUUAUUAUUAUUUUUGAGGUUUUUAUUUUCUUCUUCCCCCUUUCUGAUUAAGGAAUUAAUCUUCCUUUGACUUGUUUUCCCCAAUUCUUUUCAACAGUAAGUGAUUGGCUCUGGUUAAAUGUGAAGAUCCCCCUAAACCAGGUGUCACAUGCCAGCUAAUGCUUGGGGGAAGCUGACAUUUAUUGUCCCAGCUUUAUGACAGGGUUGUUCCCAUCUGCAGCAGGCAAGGACCUCCCACCUUGAAAUCCUGCAGUAGAAAUGGUCCCAGCACUCACAAACACAGCACUCCCCUAGUUCCACCACACUGGUUUGGUUUCAGGGGUCAGCAGAUCUCCAGGGCAGAGCAAUCUGUCACAUCAUCACUAUCAGGGGGGAUACAGUAAGGCUUCCUGGGGGAACACACAACAGCAACAGUGGAGUCCUUUUGCAGACAAUGUAUUGGAAGAGAUUUUAUUUUGCCAUCUUUUAAAGACAUGGGGCAAUUUUAGGUCAGGAAAAAAAAAAAGGAAGAUAAAGCCUGACUGUACAAAGUACAGCCUCAGUCUUUCAUGAAGGUUUGUAAUAAUGGUCAAGUUUUGCUUAGAGUGAGCUCCCAUAUUUUGUCAAGCAUAGAGCUCAGCUGAGUUUUUCAUCCUUGGUUCUCAGAAACAACCUUUUUCUCUCAUGUUUCUCACUGCAGUCAGGACCUCUGAGCAUAACAUGCAUUUCUGUAUCAUGGAACUGCCUUGUGAAAUUGCUUAUAGGUGAAGUGAGCAAGCACAGAGAUUGAACCACAACGGGUUUUUGAAAGAAGCCAAAGCAAGCAUGCUUGUGUAGUAAUUUUUGUUGUGAAGUAAUUUUUUUUAAUGGGUGCCAGGAGCAAAGGACACAGUGGGAAUCUGUAAUCAUGCAGCACCAGUGGAGAGCAAGUGCAGGUGAAAAUAGUAUGGCAUCACAAAAAUUUGUCUGCAAUUUAGAUACUGACAAGUUUCACGGGGGUCACAUUUACAUGAAGAUUUUCCUGAAUGCUACUUGAUCUUUGCAACCCUUGGUCUUUGGUCAGGAAAGGUGAGAAGUACUUUGUCCCUUUCUGAGGGAGAAGGGAGAGAUGCCUAACCCAAUGUUUCCAGCUCUCACCCUGGCUCUCACGUGUGCAGUGAACUUUGCAGUGCAUUGAAAAUUUAGGGGUAAAUUUUAGUUGGCAUUCCCUUGAGGAGCAGUGUGAUUGACUUCAUUGUCCCCCCUUGUAAAGCUGAGAAUCCCUACUAUGCAGGGAGUGUUGUGUGAGAUUACUAAUGGAAUGUUACCUUCAUCCUGCAUCCAAUCUUUGCUUUCAAGACUGAAACACUACUUGGAAGAUGUUUGUAACAGUUUGGGGGAUUUGUUUUUUGUUUGGUUGGGGUUUUUUUUUGAAGUUUUUUUUGGUGUCUGUCAAAGUCCUGUGCAAUAUGAACCCUCCUGGCAAGGUCUGGCAGUGUUUUGGGUGUUCCUCUUGCUGGUGCAUUCAUCAGAGCUUCAGCCAGUGGGACGUGUGGGAGGGUAGGAGUGCCACUUCUGCUGGGUGUGUGAAGGGGCACCUCUGCCAAGCACUCCAGCACAGGCCUGGCAGUGGGAGUUGAGACUCAGGUAAAUCAGGAUUCCAGAGAACAAAAAGGUGAGCAGACUGACCUGUUAAUCCUCUAGUAUGCUGUGCAAGUUUUAGCCCCUUCCGGUGUUUUUUCCAAGCCAAGCCCAAACUGAUGUGUGUACGUGGGUGCCAAGCCAAAGGCAGCCAAGCUCAGCACCCCCAGUCAGCCUGGCAUCACCAAGGCAUGUGGGCACAGCCCCAGGGCCAGCACUCCAUCCUGGGUGGGUGGGGGGUUGUUUAAAUCAUUUCAGGGCCCAGCAGUCAGGUGAGAUCUGAUAAUUUAACAGAGCUAUAAUGGAAAAUGUGGGUUUGUACUGUUGCUGAAGUCUUAGGCUGCUGAACGUGAUCCCUGCUGUGGCUUGUUCUAAAACAGAGGGCUGAGAGUGUACCAGACUCUGAAUCAUGGUGUGGUGUCUGCUUUGUGAUACAGUCACAGCAUCCAAGCUGCAGGAAGCACAGCAAUAAAAGUGACUGAUAGCAGCACUUUCUGUUUGAUUGGGGAUCAGAUGACACUGUCUGGGUCCCUUAUCUCUGGGCAAUUCUGUGAUGCUUCUCAUCAUAAGGAAGAAAAUGUAGGUGGAACUGAGUGCAAAUAUACAUAUAAUGUAUGUUCAUUUACAACCAGCCAGAAAGCAAAACAAGCAGUGGUUUCUAGUAAUAUAAUUCUACUCAAAAUAGCUUUCUAUUAAGUCAGCUUGAAAGUGUUAAAAUGGUGGAGCCACAGACAAAACAUUUGUUACCUUUUGAAAUUAGUUGCGAUGGUUUUGUCAUACUUGUACAAGUGUUAUAAGGUCAGCCUUUCUGUAUGUUUUACAACUUACUGUAGAGUAGCCUUCUAUGCAUAGCUGUUCCACUUGCCUGUGUAAGUUACAAAUCUAACAGAAAUGAAAGCAUGCAUUUUUCUCUGUUUGCUGGUAACCUAUGAAAUUAGAAACUUGUAUUUCUGUGUUUUUAAUGUGUUAUACUAUAAACAAAAUUCACAGCACUAUUGUCUAUGGAAUAUCAAAAAGUUUUAUCAGAAUGAAUUACUUUAAAUGUUUUGUCAAUUGAUUUAAUAAUGUGUCAGACAUCUACACUAAGACAAUAUAACGUUUAUCAAUAAAAAUAUCCUCUCUUUGUACUAACUUAACAUUUCAGGGUGUGCUUGGACAUAGGACUAGAGCACCCCUUUGAGUUCCAAUCCCAAUGAUUUAUUCAUUUUUGGCUUAAUUUUGAGAGUGCUUGUUUGACCUCAGCACUGGAUUAGGGAGUGAAGGAAGAAGAAAAGAGAGUUUUUAUACUUUGUAUUACCUGUGUCACUGAAUGUGUUUGCUGUAAAAGUGUGUGCACCACAGCAGCUCCUUUAGAAGUCAUCCAGUACACAUAGGAAUCUGUGCAGAAACAAACACUCUGGGAACUUUAUGUGUUAUUAUAUAAAGAGUCAAAUUCUGCUCUUUUACAACGGUACAGAUCUGAAAUUACUGCACUGCUGUUAAUUUAAUCUCUUCUAGCAAAGGGAAGCAGGUGUUGAUUGUCACUCUCCCAGCUGGAGGAACCUGUGCCUGCUCAGCCAUUGGAGCCGUGGUGAUGGGAGCCAGUUCUCCCUUGGAAGCAGUUCCUGGAGUAAUGAUUUCAGUAAUGCAUGGAAUAAUAAUGAGGGGAUGGGCAGCUUCCCUUGGAGUGCAGCAGGGCUGGUCAGAAGCCCCUCUGUGAGAGGGAAAUACUUGUGCUGCUUUUCUACUCUGCACCAGCUAGGGAGCUGCAGUUCCCCCUCACCCCAGCUCAGCCUGCCCUGGUGACAGGAUGCUUCUUCCUCCUACCUCAUCCCCAUGAGACACUUCAGCAGUGCCCCCUCCCAUUGUACUUUCCCUGAAGGAAGGGCUUGAGAUCCUGGCAUGUAACUGGGUCUGGCUGCCUCACCUUAGCCACCUUUACUUGUGUCUGUAACAUCCUCUGACAGAAGGAUCUGUUCCUUCUAGUACAUGCCAUGUCUCCAAGAGGCAGUGCUGUGUCUUAGGCAGGUUAUUUACAUUUACACAUCCCCAGCUCAUUCCAGGUACAGAAGAGUCCUGCAGUGCAGAAAAGGCACACAUGCUUAUUCUACGCCUCUGUCCAAGAGCACAGGGAUGAGGUGCAGCUUUUGAUGUUAAUGCACAAAAUGUCUUUGAUCAGUGCCAGCCCAGCGGUUGUCUGGAAAAUAUUUUCCAUUGGUGUAAUUGUUUGCUUUCCAUCUCUGUGUGCUUGCAACCCAAAGCAUAUGUUGGAAUCCAUACAGAUGCUUCCACUCUCUAGAUAUUUCCCCAUGACUGGUUUUCUGGUUCAAAGAUAAUCUUGCUUCUCAUCACAAUUUGGUGCAGCUCCAGUUGGCUGUUGGUCUCUGAAGAUACUCUCACUUCCUACCCCGUGCCAUGGUGAUAUGUCAAAUGUGCAUCUUUUUGGGUUCUGCCUUGUGUGCUUCACUUCAGAAAAUUUUUAUGUAGCUUACAGCCUGGAAAAGUUAGAAAUUGGUUUUCAGAGAUCAGGUGAGUAUUUGAAUUUCUAACCACUUUCAUUAAAAUUAGGAAAAUCAGAGUGUGAAGGCAAGCCAUCAUUGCUUUCAAUGGAGUAGAUAUGGAUGAACUUAUAUUCAUAUUCAUGUAUUCACUUCUGCUUCUUUAGAAGCUGUUCCUGUGUUGCCUUUACAGUUAUUCUUCAACUAUCACAAACCCUGACUAAGCAAAGAUGUGAAUUCUUAGUGCAGGAGGAAAAAAAAAAAAGUAUCAGAGCAAAAGUACAAACUGGUUAAAAGAAAACUAACCCUCCUCUCCCACAUGACUACCUUAAAUAUGCAAAACUAGAGCACAAAUCUGUUUUUUUUCCCCCUUUGGAGGUCACUUCUAGCUUGCUUUACAGAGGCCUGACUUGUGUCUUUGCCACCCCAGAAGUUACUUGCUUUGAAGUAAUAAUUGCAGAGAUACGAGAUCUGUUCUGUGUAAAUUGCAGAUAAAAAUCUCCCUCCAGGCUCUGCCCACUUGAUUUUGACCUGUUUAUUCCAACAGAAAGAGUGUGUGCAUGCUGGGCAGGUCGUGGGGCUGCCUGGCAUGCCUAAGCAAUGGGAUUUUACGCUGCAGGAAGGCUGGGACAUUUCCAUACAGCCCUCGUGCACACUUCCCAGCUCCAGGUGAGACUUCCUACCUGAGGCUUCUCCCCAUCUUUGCACAGGCAUGCCAGGACAUGGACAUCCUAGACGUGCUAACCACACCCUGGAAAACAAGGGCUUUAAUUUUUAGAGCUUUUAGUGCCAAAAUCAAAUUGGUCUGCUGCCUAAAGCUGGGCAGCCCAUGGGUUGCUGCUGGGCUGCACAGCUCCUGGAAGUGCAGCUCCCGAUCCCUGGUGCUGGGAGGUGGAUGCACACGGGUGCUCUCAGUACUCUGGGCUUGCUGGAAAGCUGAAGCAGAAGCAACGUGUGGCCAUGCCUUGGGGAGAGCAGUGUGGAGACAUGGGACUUGGGAUGAGCUGCAGGUAUGUUGUUUUGCGUGGUUUUCCUCCCUGCUACAGCAGUGAUCAGCGCUCUGGGCACAGCUGAGCUCCUGCCCACUUCCCGUCCAGCUGCCUUGAGCAGGCUGCAGCAUUCAGAGAGGAGGAGGAGGCUGAUCUUCAGCCUCUGACUGUGGGGAACAAACAGCACGCUCUUUACAGUGCCAAGCAAAUCGCUAGAGAAGAGUAGCACGGAAUAAACAAAACAGUUGAAUGCCACAGCCUGGAGAGAGCAGGUGCAGUGAAACUACUUCAAACUGUGCACACAAGAAGAUUUUACAAGUGAGCAUUUUAAAAAUAACCAGGGAAAAGAAAAUUAUUAUAUCAGCUGCAGUGCAAAUGUCUCAAACAAGUAACAUUUUAAAAAGAACUCUGCUUUGUAUGUGAACUUAAAUCAACACUGUUCUGCCUGAAAUUCUUUUGUGCUGGCUGCAGGGAGAGCUUGGAUUUUAGAAGUGUAUUUUCUAAUGUUGCAGAGCAAUGCCAUCUAGGGCAUAGAGCCUUACAGUUACCAACGGGAAUCCAUCAUUAUGACAGAGCUUCCUGGAUUGAAUAUUUAUAACUGGUUCAUCACAUCUGCAUUAGGCCUGUUGAAAUUUGCUCAUUUUCAAUAUAUGUUUCCAGUUUCAAUAUCUGUUUUCUGGACUAUGCUCAGUUGUCAGACAUUAGUGGAUUGUUUUGUCUCAACUGCAACAUAAUUAAUUUCUGGAUAUACCUUAUUUCCUCCUUAAAUCCUCUUGCUAGCUUUCAUCCAUGCAGCUCAGCAGGGAUUACUGAUGGUCUCUCUAAUCUUCAGCUACUUGAGGAAUCUGCAGAGGCUGUGAUUAGAGCCACAGUACACUUGGGCAGUAGAUUAAAAUAUUAAACCUAACAGGCCAGAUCCUGUCAUCCUUACUCAAAGCUAUUUACUGUGUUGCUGAGCCUCUCCUGUUCAAACCAAGCUGCCUCUAGAGUGCUGGUCUGUGUUAGCUGAACACACCCCAAGAACCUGGCCUGGUCACAGCCUGUCCUCACUCCUGGCUGAUGCACCUCUCUCCAGACUGAAGAUGAAGUACCAAAUACAAGGUAAAAAUCUUCUGGGUUUUGUCAAGACCUGUGGCAGUAAUGAUUGAUGAACUUGGACUCACAGGUAUUACGUUUUAGGUACCAUCUCUUCUUGCUUCCUGCCAUUUGAAUUCAUAAUGCUUGGCCUUUCUAGGGAAUGGUAGCAAUAUUUAGUGGCACUUCAGACAAAUACUGUUUGUCUCUGCAAUGGGUUUUGUUCUGUAGACACAAAUUUGCUCCCCAUUAGAGAAGAGCAAGUUCUUUAGUUUGCAAACCAGUCUCAGGACAUCUUUCAAACUCCCAAGGUUGCACACCAGGUUCUAGACCAGCCACCUUCUGCCUGUCUCUGUGAGAGCUGCAGUUGCAGCUGAUGAUCCUCAAGUUCCUGGUUGUGUAUGACUUCGUUGUUUUUACAAGCAGCUUCAAACUGAAGGCAAAAUACUUGACUACAAUUUGAAAGCAUACUGGGAAAUGUUAGUACUUUCACUAAUAAGCACAAGAGCUUUUAAUGUAGCUGCAGGAAUUCUUUCCCCUCCCCUGGAAUAGUGGCAUUCUUGUUGCUGUCUGAGCAUAGAGGAGGCCUGAUUCUCCUCCACGUUCGUAGUGGUCUGGUUUGGCUGCCAAGAGGUAAUAAAGCAAAUGCCUGCUGCUGCCUUAGAACAGCAUUGUCUGUGGGCACUCCAAGUCUGGGGAAGGAUUAGAUAUUAACAGUGCUAAUUAAGAAGCAUAAAGUGCAUUAGUAAUUAAAUUUUUGUAGGGUCUGUUAAACAGUGCACUGUCAAAACAUGAUGCUGAAGUGACUUGGUUCAUCACAGUUCUCCCUUGUUGUCCCACAAAUUGGUAUGGUGUAUGUUACUCCUUACUGUAACUGGAGAUCUAGAGUACAGAUGACUUUAUUUAGAAAACAAUUUUAAAGCCAGGCUAAAACCACUGUCUUUUCCCCUCUUCAGUGUAAAUAUAAAAGGAUGACUCACAAUCAUUACUUUCCUGCAAGUUAAGACAGCUGUGAGAGGAAGACUGGAAAUAUCAGCCUGGUUUUUUUUGAAGGUGAUGACAGCAUGCUGGUUUUUGCCAGGACUCCAUCCACCAUUGUGAGGCUGGUAUUUCCAAGUCCAAACUUGGAUCAGCUCGAGUUGCUGUGCUUCAGUGGUGGGUCAGAAACAGAAUCAGGGAUGCUGAACUGGGGUGCACUGAGGAAAUCCUUACCCAAACACGGGUCCUACCACUGCUUCACUCCUACCCACACUGUGCCACCUAAAAAAAGAUACAUGUUCAGCAGUGGGAUCAGAAUAUAGCUCAGAUAAUUCCCAAGUUCCUGAGGAUUAUUCACAGCUAGUGUCUGGCAGUCAUCAUCUCCCUUGACGGAGGUCUCAUCACUGCUGCCAUGUUACUUUGGCUCGGACUAUAGAGAAAGGAACAGCUUUUGGCAGAGACACAGCUGGAAUGAGCUUUCAUUGGCAGCUGGAGGCUCAUCAUUGCACCUCCCCUCUUGCUCCCUGAGCUUGUGAGGUUGCUGGUGAGGAGAUGGAUCCGAUGCCAUGGCCCUCACUUCUUCCUUUCACAGUGCUCAGAGACGUGUGUGGUGUUUCUGUGUUGCUUUGACUCUGCAGGGGCUUUCUGAGGAACUUGGGCUUCUGCUGCUCACCUUCUCUGGGAACUGAGAUGUCCAAGUGUUUGCACAUCCCCGUAUAAGUGUACAUUGUGUUUGAAUUCUGUUGUCAAAAAAAUCUUGAAAUUAAAAGAGGGAAGGUAAAAAGUAAGUGCUGCUGAGCUGGAAAUACAGUUCUGCAGCUUUUCCACUUUUUAAUUUCCUUGCUGGUCAGGAAGUUUAGCUGUUGUCAGCUCGCUCAUCAGAACCCCACCGUGGAGAUCUGUAUUGAUGUGAGGGAGUGUUGGAAAGCUGUUGGCCAGAGCUACCUCCAUGGGACAAGGCUGAGAGAAAGGGGAGAGGGAGAACAAGGAGAGAUUCUGCCUCACUGUACAUUGCGGGGCAACAGAACAGAGCACAGAACAACUCAGGAUCCCAGUACUAGCCUAGCUACAAAAACUAGGCUUGCAGAAAAACUAGUUGGCUCAGUUCUGUGGGGUUUUGUUCACUUGUUGGUUAGUGGGGAUUUUUGGUGGCUUAUUUUCUUUGUAUGUGUGUUAUUAUGUUCCCUUUGAUAUGUUCACAGUGUAUGAAAAAGUAAUCAGGAAAACUAAACAAAACAUCUCUGUCUGUUUUGCUCUUAAGCAGUUUUUGCUGUGCCUCCUCCAUGCAGUUUGAUUCCCAUCUCCCUCCUCUCUUGCUGUAAGGAACAGCUGAGUGCAAAUCAGAACAAGAAAUCCAGCAUGAAACCAAAAGUAUAACACACAUAAUGCUGCCAAGGGCCAGAUUUGGAAUGCACUGAAGUGAUAGCUGUCACGUGCUAUAAAAUGAAACGCACAUCAUGUUUUCAGGUGAGAAAAGGUCACUCUGAAGUCACUGGUGGACAUGACCUGGUUGUGGAGCCCGGGGUGGAUGCACCUCCAUGGCUGGGAGAUGGCACAGUUGUUCCCAUGGAGCAGAGCAACGUGUUCAGCUCGCAGGAGAGAGAUCCAAGCGACUCCUCUGUCUUUUCCUGGGCUGAGGUUUCUCUUCUCACUCCCACAGAGCUCAGAGCAGUGUGACAGGCGUCUAGGGCAGGAGCCAGAGCAAGAGGAAAGCGUCUGGAUGCAGGAAUCUUGGCUGCCAUGAGAGAAGCUAGCCAAAGGAAUUAACAGUUUCUGCUCCUUGUUGCAGCUGUCACCAUGUGAUAAGCAAGUCUGUUCUUUCCCUGUGGCACCUUCUCAGGACACUGGAGAUCCAUCCUGGUAACACGCUUUUCCUUUGAACUUGGGACAUGAUCCUUAUACUGCCCUGGCCCAGUCAACCCCAAAUUCCAUGGGAAAUCUUCCCUCACCUCUCCAUGGUUUGUAACACAGCAGAGCAGCAGCUUGGGGAAAGCUGUGUGCCAGUCUUGUCCAGACUAGUCAGGUGCUCAGGGGCAUCCCACCUUAAAUCCUUCUGCCUACAAAUUGCUCUCUGACCCAUACCCAUGUGAUGGAAAAUACAGCCCAGCUGUUCA
This is a messenger RNA of Passer domesticus (house sparrow), 18363 nucleotides long. RefSeq names its product solute carrier family 24 member 3 (gene SLC24A3). The coding region runs from base 62 to 2008 and encodes 648 amino acids. The record is from RefSeq and is a predicted model, not a curated record. Gene Ontology annotation, molecular function: calcium, potassium:sodium antiporter activity; calcium channel activity. Gene Ontology annotation, cellular component: plasma membrane. Lineage: Eukaryota; Metazoa; Chordata; Aves; Passeriformes; Passeridae. Gene Ontology annotation, biological process: intracellular calcium ion homeostasis; calcium ion transmembrane transport. The transcript has 17 exons.